AAGAUCCCUAUACUCCGUACGAGUCUGAAAAGGUUCUACAGAAAAAUGCUAUUAGUACGAUAAAAAGUAGUGGUCUUAGUGUCGUUUCCUUCUCUCUUUUUUGCCUGUAAGCCCAAAUAAUGCCAUUGACCUUUUUACUCGUUUCUCCAGCGUAUACUAUGCACUCAAAUCCCCAUUAAACUCUCCGCAUUAAUAAUUCUCAUUUUUCUCGUGUUUCUCUUUAACAUUUAUUAUCUCACCAAACAACUUCAUUGCUGGUGGUGUAUACAGAAAACAGUGAAUGCCAGCGAAAGAGUUGAGUUCUUCAGUACGAGUCGAACGAUCGUCGGAACUGGUAGUUGACUUAUAGAACGUCUGCUAACGAACAAAAAAGUAUCGAGUUGUUGUAUAACACACAGUAUAAUUUGACCGUAUUUUUUUCGUAUUAAAAGAGAAGAACAAAAAAAAAUUCAUAAAAAGAAACAGUUGUGUCCAAUGAAUAACGUCAAAUAUAAUGUUCUACCAUCAGUGGCCGUAUAUAUAUCGUGACUAAGAAUAGUUUCUCAAAGGAUAAAAUUCUGAGAUUUACGGCAAAUGUGCCACAAUGAUAAAUUUACAUUUUUUUAUUUCGAUUUUCGUUGGUCUUGUAACCAUCGUCGAUUUCACAGUGUCUCAGUGCAACUGGGAAUAUAACCAGAAAUCGGUAAUAUGCCACUUAAAGGCGUUAGAUAGUGUCGGUUUAGAUUUACAUGGUGCCAAUGAGGCCCAUCAAUUAACUGUGCAAUGUAGUGAUCGAUUUUUGUAUGAAAGUGAAUUGCCGAAAGGGGUUUUUUCAAGUGUACCGAACAGUUUGAAAGAACUUACAAUCGAUUCAUGUAAAUUACAAAAAAUAGGCAGCGAUGCGCUUACCGGAUUAGGUGCAAUAAAAAAAUUUACGGUGAACACGAAAAAUUCGAAUUGGGGACUGACAAAGACGUUGGAACUGUCGAAAACAAGUUUUAAAUCUCUUAAAGACAUUGAAAUAUUAAAUCUUGCCGACAAUAACAUUCGAAGUAUUCCAGACAGUGCAUUUUGUGAUUUGAAUACGCUGCAAGUGUUGAAUUUAACGAAAAAUAAAAUUCGAUCGACAGAGAGCAUCGGUAUAUCGUUACAGCCGUGCUCUGGCGAAGGUGACUUGAAGAUUUUGGAUUUUAGCUAUAACGAACUGUUAUCGAUACCGGAAGGAUGGGGCGUAUCGAAAUUGCGUCGAUUGCAACAGUUACACUUAGAAAACAACAAUAUCACCGAUAUAUCGGGCGAGGCGCUAUCCGGACUAGUUUCGUUGCGAAUAUUCAACAUUAGUCACAACAAUUUAGAAGUCAUACCAAACGGACUGUUCGCGGGUGUUCGGGAUAUACAGGAAAUACAUUUACAGCACAAUAAAUUGUACGAGAUACCGAAAGGGCUCUUUCAUCGCUUAGAACAACUUUUGAUAUUAGAUUUGAGUGGAAAUCAGAUAUCAAGUCAUCACAUCGACAACACCACUUUCUCCGGUUUAAUACGUUUGAUUGUUCUGAAUAUGGCUCACAAUGCACUCACCCGAAUCGAUUCGAAAACGUUUCGUGAUUUAUACUUUCUGCAAAUACUUGAUUUACGCAACAAUUCGAUCGGAUACAUUGAUGACAACACUUUUCUACCUUUGUACAACCUGCACACACUUAACCUAGCAGAAAAUCGAAUGCAUACCAUUAACGAUGAAUUGUUCAACGGAUUGUUCGUAUUGUCAAAGCUUACCCUCAACAACAAUCUAAUUAGUUCUAUCGAACCGAAUGCAUUCAAGAAUUGUUCAGACUUGAAGGAACUGGAUUUAAGUACAAAUCAACUGGAAGAUGUGCCGCGAGCGAUACAAAACUUAUCAAUGCUGAGAACAUUGGAUUUGGGUGAAAAUCAAAUCAGUGAAAUUGCUGUAGAUUCGUUCCGGAGUUUGUCGCAACUAACUGGAUUGCGAUUGAUUGAUAAUCAAAUUGGAAAUAUAACCAAGGAUAUGUUCGUCAAUUUGCCACGGUUGAGCGUUCUAAAUUUGGCUAAAAAUCGUAUUCAGAGUGUCGAGAGAGGGUCGUUCGAUAAGAAUCCAGAGAUUGAAGCAUUGCGAUUGGACAAAAACUUUAUAUCGGACAUUAACGGUGUCUUUGCAACACUGACAUCAUUGUUGUGGCUGAACUUAGGUGAAAAUCACAUGGAAUGGUUUGACUUUGCAUUCAUUCCGAGCAAUUUAAAGUGGUUGGAUUUGCAUGGUAACUUCAUUCAAGAUCUGGGCAACUACUACAAGUUACAAGAGGAAAUCAAUUUGAAAACGUUGGACGCUAGUCAUAAUCGAAUCACGGAAAUUGGCCCAAUGUCCGUGCCGAACAGUGUGGAGCUACUGUUUGUGAACAACAAUUUCAUUGCCACAGUCCAGCCAAAUACUUUCAUCGAUAAGACGAAUUUGACUCGCGUCGACUUAUAUUCGAAUGCUUUGUCUAAGAUACAUCUUCACACACUUCGCAUUGCGCCGAUACCCGAAACGAAAUCACUACCGGAUUUUUAUCUGGGUGGCAAUCCGUUUGAAUGUGACUGUUCGAUGGACUGGUUGCAAUCGAUAAACAAUCUUACCGGUCGUCAGCAUCCGCUUAUUAAGGAUGUCAGUAACAUUGAGUGCAUCAUGCCCCAUUCCCGAGGAUCACCAGUGCGACCACUUUCCACAAUGACUUCACAUGAUUUUCUGUGCGACUAUGAGUCCCAUUGCUUUGCACUGUGUCAUUGUUGUGAUUUCGACGCAUGUGACUGUGAAAUGACCUGUCCCACAAAUUGCACUUGUCAUCGUGAUCAGACAUGGACGACGAAUGUGGUUGACUGUGGUGGACAAAACGCUUCUUCGCUACCGAAAAAACUGCCAAUGGACACCACUGUUCUGUAUCUGGAUGGUAACAUCAUAAAAGAGCUUCAGAGCAACGCUUUCAUCGGACGUAAAAAUUUGAAAAGUCUUUUUGUGAACAAUAGCGGUGUGGCUCGCAUACAAAAGCGUACAUUCGUCGGCCUGCACACAAUUGAAAUAAUUCAUUUGGAGAAUAAUCAACUCAAACAGUUGCUGGGACAUGAAUUCAAUAAUUUGCUGCUGCUGAAAGAGUUGCAUUUACAAAACAAUCAGCUGGAAUCGAUAGGAAACGAAACGUUUUUUACGCUAAAAUCAUUGCAAUUACUACGAAUCGAUGGAAAUCGUCUAUCCAUGCUGUCUAUGCGUCAAUUGCAGCCGCAUUUUGAGAAUUUGAAAUCGUUGUCGAUCGGUAGAAAUUCGUGGACGUGUAGGUGUACGUUUCUCCGUGAAUUAACCACCUUUGUCGCUGACAAUUCCAUGAUAAUUGAAGACUCGCAAGAUAUAUACUGUAUCGAUGGUGCCGUUAAACAUGAAUUGGAUUUAAAUUCAACAUCGGAUUGCAGCGGUUUUUACGAAGGACGUUCCGUACUGUUGCCAGAGCUUACCAUCAACGAACACAUACCGUUGUUGGUGGCCGCAUUUCUCUUUAUAUUGAUUUUCAUUACUUUCAUUAUGGCAAUUGUUUUCCGAGAAUCGUUGCGUGUAUGGUUGUUUGCCAAAUGCGGAGUACGAAUUUGCGAAAGUCCAUGUGAAGACUAUGAGAAAUUGUACGAUGCGGUGCUAUUGUAUUCGGAAAAAGAUUACGAACUGGUGACAAGAGAAAUUGCAGCUGAGCUGGAAAUAAGACCGCCACCAUUACGAUUAUGUUUACAGCAUAGAGACUUGUCGCACGAUGCAACCUAUUUACAAAUAUUAGAAUCAGCACGGGCAUCGAAAAGGGUUGUGGUGCUGUUGUCCAGAAAUUUUAUUCAGACCGAAUGGAGCCGAUACGAAGUUAGAAAUGCGGUGCACGAGUCACUCAAAGAUCGUCCGCAGAAAUUAGUCAUUUUAGAGGAGAACGAUGCGAUCGCCGAGGCUGAAAACGACCUGGAAAUGCUACCGUACAUCCGGUCUCGUGUCGUCAAUACCAUCAAACUGUCCGACAAACAUUUCUGGGAGAAACUGCGAUACGCUCUACCCGCCGAACUCCAGCAAACGUGCAACAAUUAUACGCUUCAUCAUCACGACCGAUUACCGAAAACAUCAAACAACGAAGCGAUGUGCAUGCAACAGGCACCACCAUCGUACUACCAAGAAAAUGAUGAUGCAAACUAUUCGUCGGCCACCACAGCUACACCAAGUCCACGACAGAGUCGCCGGAGUGGCUGUACAGGUGGUGCGACCAGUAGCAGUAGCACGAAUGCUCAAUCUGACCAGCAACACCUCUCGCAAAAUCAUCAUCGACCACCGUCAGAACACAUCUACUUUAGCAUUGAAUCAGACUACAAUGGUGGUAUGGCAGGUGAGGCAACACCAAAUGUACAUCGACCUCAAUCGUGGCGAAUCCAUUCUCAUAAUAACAAAAACAAUAGUGCACAAUCGCCAUAUAUGGUGUAAAUCGGAUAUGUUUUCUAUGUGUAAUAAUUGUGUUGUGCUAGGCAAAAAGGUAUAUAUACGAAAUUUUGCGACCGUAUAAAAAGACAAUAGAGACUGAAUAAAUGAAUUGAUUAAGCGCAUGAUGAAGCGGAAUUACUCUGAUCGAAUAUGUAAAAUAAAUUUUUGGUUUUUUUUCUGCCGAUUUUUUUCUACUUGUAGAUUUAUUUAAUUCUAAUUAUGAACUGUGAUAUAGUGGAUAAUAGGCCGUAAUGAAAUGAAAUUCGAAAUUCGAAAAACAUAGUUUUUGUGAUAAAUAAAGAAUUGGCUUAUGCAAAUAAA
Molecule: messenger RNA, 4786 nt
Organism: Bradysia coprophila
Lineage: Eukaryota; Metazoa; Arthropoda; Insecta; Diptera; Sciaridae
Product: toll-like receptor 7 pseudogene
Source: RefSeq, a predicted model, not a curated record